This is a messenger RNA of Symbiodinium natans, 1296 nucleotides long. The record is from the annotation of a GenBank genome assembly. Lineage: Eukaryota; Dinophyceae; Suessiales; Symbiodiniaceae.
AUGGCCAGCGCGGGGCAGGCCAUGCCACUCGAGGCGGCUCGAAAUCGAAGUACGGCCAUGAUCCACAAGCUGCAUGUCUUGGAGGACAAGUACGUGAAUGAAUGGUCGCAGAGGAUCGAUCUCGAGGUCAAAUCCAAAGGCGACAUGGGCCAGCACGUCGUGCAGGCUGCCAGUUCCCGGCAUUCAUCAGGCCACAGUGAAGAAUCCAACUUGUCACAGGCACAGCACCAGUGGGAGAAGAGCCGCGCAGGGGCAACAGAGGCAGAGGACUCCGAGGUGCCCCGCCGAGCUGCAGUGGCGGUUCUUGGCAGCGCCUUGACCAUCGCAGGGGUUGAUGCCUCCCUCCGAGCUUCGGACGAGAGAUACGCUGCACUCGGCACCAUUUUAGCACCUGCGCCAUACAAGGAAACGCUGCGGACCGAACUCGUUCCGGGAAAAAUCUGGGGCUUCGAACAGUGCAUAGCGCUUGCAUCUGUCUCGACCAACAUACGAAUGACGGCCGUCAAGUUGCGGAGUGGCGCCCUGUGGGUUUCCGCACCGAUCGCGCCAACACGGCAGUGCUUGCGGCUUCUGGACGAGCUUGGCGAGGUGGCGCAUCUGGUGGUGCCAUCCACAGCUUUGGAGCACAAAGCUUCCCUCGCGGAAUUCUCGCGCACUUACCCGAAAGCCACAAUCUGGGCCACGCCUGGGCAAGCUCCCCCCAUCACUGUACCAAGCAACAGCCGCAUUCUGGGUCAGGGCCCCGCCCCAGUUUGGGCCGACGAGCUCGACUGCAAAGUCUUCUUCGUGGAGCCACCUGUGACGGACACCUUCGCUGAGGCGGUCUUCUUCCACAAGGAAACCCGCAGCCUGUUGGUCACAGAUUGCGCCCUCAAGCUCCCAGCAAUGCCACCAAAAAUCCUGGAAAGCUACGGGUACGAUGGGACUCCCGGGCCCAUCACGCUAGAUCAGUGGAGGUACAAGGCGAUCGCCUUCGAUUUCGUAACAGGGCGGAACCAGGACGAGAAGGAUUUUGCAGCACUUUCACGACCAGCAGCUUUGGUUAACCCACUGCUGCGGUUCAUCGUGUACCGGCGUUGUCCGGAGCAAGCAGCCGCCUGGGUCAAAGAUGUCGCAAGGUGGCCGUUUGUCCGCAUCAUCCCAGCACAUUUGCAGGCACCCUUUGACUGCACACCAGCUCAAUUCUUGGAGGCGUUCGGCUUCCUCUUCGGUAAGAAGACCUCCUGGGAGCCAGAGGACGAACAGUUGGCCUUCCUGCGCGGAGUUCGUGACAUAGUCGGAGGUCCAACCUUCUGA